Ornithodoros turicata is the source of this 1075-nucleotide messenger RNA. RefSeq names its product 15-hydroxyprostaglandin dehydrogenase [NAD(+)]-like. Gene Ontology annotation, molecular function: oxidoreductase activity, acting on the CH-OH group of donors, NAD or NADP as acceptor. Gene Ontology annotation, cellular component: cytoplasm. Lineage: Eukaryota; Metazoa; Arthropoda; Arachnida; Ixodida; Argasidae. The record is from RefSeq and is a predicted model, not a curated record. The transcript is spliced from 8 exons. The coding region runs from base 127 to 954 and encodes 275 amino acids.
GGCGUUUCUACAGCUCAUACGAGCGCAGAUUGCUGAGGCUGAGCGCCGCCGUAAGUUGCUUGGUGGUCUCUGGAAUCUGUCGGCAGCACAACUCGACCUGAAGUCCUGCGAACUGGAAGAAACAAUAUGGCAGACACUUUGAAAGGAAGAGUUGCGCUGGUUACUGGAGCUGCGAGAGGCAUUGGAGCUGCUAUUGCCGAAGCUUUGCUCCAGAAGGGAUGCAAGGUUUGCAUUGCUGAUAUCCUUGAAGACGAAGGAAACAGCGCAUGCAAAGCGCUAAAAGCUCAGUAUGGAGAUGAAUCUGUCUGCUUUCAAGCCAUUGAUGUCACUAAGAAGGACUGUUUUGAAGGUGCCUUCAAAGACAUCAUUAAGCGAUGGGGCGCGGUGACCAUCUUGGCCCAUAACGCGGGUAUAGGUGGCGAGGAUCAAUAUGAACGUGUGAUCAACAUCAACUUGGUAUCCUACGUUACGGCUGGACACCUGGCUCUGCAGUACAUGGGAAAGGACAAAGGAGGAGAAGGAGGAAAUGUCGUCUUUACGGCUUCUUUUCUGGGUCUUUUUGCUUUGGAGGGGGUGCCGGCUUACACAGCAAGCAAGUUUGGCGUUGUAGGGCUAGUUCAAAGUUUCUCGGGCAAAGUGUACGAGUCAAGCGGAGUGAGGUUUGCUGCGUUAUGUCCAGGUGUGACUGAUACACCCCUAGCAAGGCCAUUCCUUUCCGUAGACAAAUCCGGUGAAUGGAGCCCUCUGAAGUCCCUCAUGGCAGUGAAAGGAAUGGAAGGCGUGAGCACAACGGAGCUGAUCGCCGGUGGAGUCAUUCAACUGCUGAAGGAUAACCGCAAUGGAGCAGCGCUGAUUGCGCACUGUAACCUGGAUGGACACUACCGCUACGUGAGCGACUCGCACUUCGAUGCUAAUGCAAUCUUAGCAGCUACUACACCAGCGAAGACAUCUUAGCUGACCUGCUGAAGACGCGAUGUCCUUCCUUCUUGUUAUUAUUUGUUUUCGUAGAAUAAAGAUGUGCAUCGUGAAUUAUUAUGAUUGAUUGACUUAAAGAAUAAAUAAAAUGGAUAAUUUA